Molecule: messenger RNA, 614 nt
Organism: Panonychus citri (citrus red mite)
Lineage: Eukaryota; Metazoa; Arthropoda; Arachnida; Trombidiformes; Tetranychidae
Product: mitochondrial import inner membrane translocase subunit Tim9-like
Exons: 1
Coding region: 180-446 (88 amino acids)
Source: RefSeq, a predicted model, not a curated record
UCACAUGUUUACUUGUUUAGAUUUUGAUUCCAAUCAUUUUGAAAGGGAAAUUGUUUACAAUUAAAUUUAGUUAAUUCAAUUAUUUGCUUUCUAUUGACUGGUAAUUAUCUUACACUUGUGGUUUUAAAGCAAAGAGACUUUGGUAAGAAAAGCAAUCGAUUGAUUUUAAUAAAACUAAAAUGGCGAUGCCUCCAGGAUCUGCUGACUUUAAUUCACCUUCAACCCAGAUGAGAUUAUUCAAAGAGUAUAUGAUUGAUUUUAAUCGAUUGGCUGAACAAUGUUUCAAUGAUUGUAUCUUCGAUUUCACCCAACGUAAAAUGACAUCAAAGGAGGAAAAGUGUGAAGAUAAUUGUGUUCAAAAGUAUUUCAAAGUUAAUCAAAGGUUAAGUAAACGUUUCUAUGAGAUCCACGCUGUUGAGAAUCCAUUGGACAAGGCAACCGCUUAAAAGACCAGCCCCUUAAGCGUUUCUCACAUGUUCCUCCACGUGUUUUACCUUCAUUAUAUUUUCUAGUUUAAUUAAUUAGUUACAAAGACAUUUAAUUGUUCCAGUGAAAUACAAUUUGUACCAUUUUAUUGGACCAUUACAAGAACAUUAGACAAUUUUUCACCUUUA